GUACGUGUGAUAAGGCGUGAUCUUUGAUUUGCGAGUUGUGUCAUAUGACAGAUUGUAUAGUAUUUGUCAUAUAUUUUUAAAAUACCAUCAAUUAACAGCCUUUUUCUGACUCAUUAAAAUAUUAAACACUGAAGCAAGUAAUAUCAAGUACAAGCUUGUUAUAUGGAAACGUCAACUGAGGAGUAAUACGUGUCUAAGCCUCUGUAUUUCGCUUCUUCGCUUGGCAAUUGUUUGACCGUAUCAUCUGCUCCGCUGUAACUGACUAUAUUACAGCGCUGCGAGAUGUCUUUUGCAGAAAAAAUUGGUGCCCUAAUGCAGAGACCAGGUCAAGAUCCUGUAGCUAAAGAUGACAUCCCGUGGUGGAUGAAAUAUGCAGGCCGUGGAUUAGGAACCGUGGGCAGUUUAGUUGCCAUUGGGCUGGGUGUCUGGAACUGUGUUGGCAUUGUAAUUGGUCAAGUUGACUGCCUUAUUGGUGGAAUGUGGCAAAUGUUAGCUGGUUUCCUGGUUAUUGUAGUUGAGGCUCCCUGUUGCUGCAUGUUUCUGGAUUUUGUUCAAAAUAUCAGUGACUGGGUAGAAAAGAGGCCAUAUUGGAAUAGAGGAGCAUUCUAUUGCAUCAUAGCAUUGCCUGCAAUCUUCUUGUGUCCUGGCUUGGGCAGCAUCUUUGGCAGUGGACUAAUAUUCACGACGGGUGUGAUAUAUGGCCUGAUGGCACUAGGGAGAAAGGCAACGGCAGAGGAGAUGCGUAGUAAUGCUGCCCAGCCAGACGGACUUCCAACGGGAACCCAUUCCAACCUUGUUGAUCAUGCUCAGCCAACAGCUGUCAGCGAUCCCCCAAAAUCCUCAUUAGUUGGCGUAGUAUGACGUAUUGGUUCACUAUUACCAAUUCUUUUGCUGUGGAAACUACCUGUGUAAACUGAAAACAUUGGUGACUGCCAUUUAUGUGAUUGUGCUGACUUAGUCAAUUUACAGUGUUAUGCCAUUUUGGUCCCCUCAAUGUACCAAAAAUCAUUUUAGUCAUUUAUGUGCUUUUGCAUUUAUUAGAAUAUUGUUUAUAGCUAAAACUCGGUAGAUCAGUGAUAAAGAAUGAGUAUGUUGCAUUUGUUAAGAUUUAGGCAAAAUCUGGACUAAGAAAUCUUGAUCACAUUGUGUUUUGUUUGUGCUAUUCUUGUAUACACUGUCACUGUGACAAUUUUUGGACUUGUGUGUGUGUGUGUGUGUGUGUGUGUGUGUGUGUGUGUGUG
This is a messenger RNA of Schistocerca piceifrons (Central American locust), 1241 nucleotides long. RefSeq names its product calcium channel flower (gene fwe). Gene Ontology annotation, cellular component: membrane. Bases 283 to 861 code for a protein of 192 amino acids. The transcript is spliced from 6 exons. Gene Ontology annotation, biological process: vesicle-mediated transport. The record is from RefSeq and is a predicted model, not a curated record. NCBI's taxonomy places the organism in Eukaryota, Metazoa, Arthropoda, Insecta, Orthoptera, Acrididae.